Elgaria multicarinata webbii is the source of this 2795-nucleotide messenger RNA. RefSeq names its product thrombospondin type laminin G domain and EAR repeats (gene TSPEAR). The record is from RefSeq and is a predicted model, not a curated record. Gene Ontology annotation, biological process: signal transduction. NCBI's taxonomy places the organism in Eukaryota, Metazoa, Chordata, Lepidosauria, Squamata, Anguidae. The transcript has 12 exons. The coding region runs from base 432 to 2459 and encodes 675 amino acids.
UGGCUGGUGGGAGGUCUCUGCUUCUUCAGUAUGGAGCAUUUCAGCAACUAGACACCGGCCAGCUGAGGAGAAGUCACUUUCUGGAGCUUCCUCUGUUGAGGGUGUUUGUGCUUCUCCAUUUAGGAAAUGCCUCUUACCUUUAGUAGCCUACCAAUCAUAGCAACAAGCUAAGCCAGGAUUGGUGGUUUUAGAGGUGGUGACAUUGGGAGGAACAUCUCAGAAGGAGAGGCAACGAGAUCAGGUUGUGGCCACCAGCUCUGACACUCAUUACUUCUAGGAGUAGCAGAAGCUGUGGAGCACUGGGGGUCACUGACUGCGCUCCUGGCCCUGCCAGCAUGUUUUUGUAAAGCCUUAUGGGGAGGUUUAGGAUGAGGAAGUUAGAUGAUGACCAGGAGGGUUCCUCUGCAUGGACCUGGUGACUAAGUUCCUCGAUGUCUGCUCCGCUACUGGUUUGGGCCGUGCUUCUGCACUUGGGAAUCGACCAGUCCCUGGCCAGAGGAGGAAAGUCAUGGGAGCAAUGCACAGACCUGCGUCCUUUGGAUAUUCUCUCUGAAGUGGUUCCCAUGAACGGGGUGAAGAGUGGAAUACGGAUGAUCCAAAUACAAGGCGCAAGGGGCUUCCAGUUCUCGGCAAUGCGCCCUCGCUUCCUCAGCUUUCCAGCAUCACGGAUUUUCAUUUAUUGUGACCUUUUCCCAGAGGAAUUCUCCAUUGUGUUCACGCUAAAAGCAUUCCACAUGCAAUCCAAGAGAAACGAGUACAUCUUUACGAUUUUGGAGGAAAACAGUGACACUUUGCUGCUUGGUCUCCGAUAUUCACGGAAUAAACUUCACUUCCUCUUCUGGAGCAGAGAGCUGUCCAAUGGCUGGCAGACGCGGGUCACCUUCCGGGAUGUGUUUUUGGCAGACAAUCAGUGGCACACACUGGUACUGGCAGUAUCUAAAGGCUCCUUCUCUCUCACUGUGGACUGCAGCAUCCCCACAGAUGUGAUUGUGGAUUCUGCUUUCCCCACAUCCUUGACUGUGACUGGAUCCCGCUUUUAUGUAGGGAACAGAAGGAGAAGAAAGGGUUUCUUUAGCGGCUUGUUAAGGCAGCUAGUCCUGUUGCCAGGAUCUGAUGCUACCUCACGGAUGUGCACUGGCAUGAACUUUAAUCUAGCAGUGCUCUCCAUCCCCAAAAUUCUGCAGGAUCUCCCUGUGAAACCAGUGGACAAUGAGCUGCUGAAAUAUCCUUACGAAGCAGACAUGAAGGUGACUUUGGGGUCCCGCCCUCCCUGUACUAAGAGCGAAAGUGGCCAGUUCUGGUUUAAUGCUGCUCAGAAAGGACUGUAUCUUUGUAAUGGAAGCGUGUGGAUUUCCAUGCUAGAAGUCGAAGAAAGAUUGGACUAUCUAGAAGAAUAUCAGAGUUUAGUUACAAAUUCUGAAACCAUGGGCAUUGAGAUCUUUACCAUCCCUAAGGUGGGACUCUUUGCAGCAACUGCAAAUCGGUACACGCCUCGUGGCUCAGCCAUCUACAAAUGGACGGAUGAAAAAUUUGUGGCUUACCAAAAUGUCCCCACCUACCAAGCCCAAUCCUGGAAAUUCUUCACUAUUGGAAAAAAGAUUUUCCUUGCCGUGGCUAAUUUCGAACAGAAUGAAAGGGGGCAGGAGUUUUCUGUAAUCUACAAAUGGAACUACAGAAAAGAGAAAUUCAUUGUGUACCAGAGGAUCGCCACACACAGUGCUCGGGACUGGGAGGCAUUCGCCAUUGAUGGAGAGGCCUUCCUUGCAGUGGCAAAUCACAGGAAAGGAGAUAACCACAAUAUAGACAGUGUCGUAUACAGGUGGAACUCCAGGAUGGGCCUUUUUGAAGCCAACCAGACCAUUCCUACCUCAGGAGCCUAUGACUGGGAAUUUUUCAGUAUCGGUCCUUAUUCCUUCCUGGUGGUGGCCAAUACAUUUAAUGGAACAUCCACCAAGAUCUACUCUCACAUCUACAUUUGGCUCAGUGGAUCCUUCCAGCUCUUUCAGUCAAUUUUGACUUUUGGUGCUGCCGACUGGGAGGUCUUUCACAUCCAAGACAGAGUCUUUCUCGCUGUGGCAAACAGUCACAGCUAUGACAGUAGCCCUGUUGCCCCGGACAAUGACUUUGCCAUCAAUUCUUCCAUCUAUGAGCUUAACAUCACUGCACAGAUGUUUGUCAAGUUCCAGGACAUUCCUACUUACAGUGCUCUGGACUGGGAGUUCUUUUCAGUGGGAGAAGAUCAUUUUUUGGUGGUAGCAAAUUCCUAUGAUGGAGUGACCUUCUCUGUAAACAGUAUUAUUUACAGAUGGCAAGGAUAUGAAGGCUUUGUAGCAGUUCAUCAUCUUCCAACACUAGGCUGUAGGGACUGGGAAGCUUUCAACACUACAACUGGCUCAUACCUCAUGUAUUCGAGUGCAAGGGAACCACUCUCCAAGGUGCUGAAGCUGAAAACCUUUUGAUCUGGAAAGAGAUGCCUUGAUUUGCUGCAAACUAGGGGCAAGCCUGGACCUGGGAGCAACUGCCCUGCCUACUCAGGGCUAGAAUGAGGAAUGAUGGACCUUGGAGUCACUCCAGUGGAUGCCACAGUUGCCUUAGGAUCAAUGCCACCAGGCUGAGUGUGAGGCUUUUGGGGGUCCGUUUUUAAGCCCUCUUUCUACUAUAGUAUUCCUGGAGUGGGCUAGGAAUAUAAAUUAGAACUGGCCUUUGAUACUAGAAAAUACAGUGACUUUGCUUCAUCCCACCACACACCCACACACACUUCCAAACCCUGAAGAGCUGCUAAUGUAAUCUACACC